Vitis riparia (riverbank grape) is the source of this 2439-nucleotide messenger RNA. RefSeq names its product auxin efflux carrier component 2. Gene Ontology annotation, cellular component: endoplasmic reticulum; plasma membrane. NCBI's taxonomy places the organism in Eukaryota, Viridiplantae, Streptophyta, Magnoliopsida, Vitales, Vitaceae. The coding region runs from base 248 to 2140 and encodes 630 amino acids. The transcript has 6 exons. The record is from RefSeq and is a predicted model, not a curated record. Gene Ontology annotation, biological process: auxin polar transport; auxin export across the plasma membrane. Gene Ontology annotation, molecular function: auxin efflux transmembrane transporter activity.
UCUCCCCGCCUCUCAUUCUCUCUCUCACUCUCUCUCUCUCUCUCAUUUUUUGUUUCUUUGUGAACGUGGUUUAAUUUCACACCAUCUCCGCAAGGCAACAAUACCAAUUCCACCUUCCUCUCCACCACCCUCAUGUGAAAGAGAAGGAGGCUGUGUCCUUUACUCAUUCUUGCUGCGUCUCUAGCUCAAGUACUCCUUUCCAUUUCCAGGAAAAAACCCUUGAGCUUUCACUGCUUUUCUGCUAACUAUGAUCAGAGGGAAGGAUAUUUACGAUGUUCUUGCGGCCAUUGUGCCACUCUACGUUGCCAUGAUUCUGGCCUACGGCUCAGUCCGGUGGUGGAAGAUCUUCACCCCAGAGCAGUGCGCCGGAAUCAAUCGAUUUGUGGCGGUUUUCGCCGUUCCGUUGCUGUCUUUCCAUUUCAUAUCAUUGAAUGACAUAUACAAUAUGAAUUACAAGUUUAUAGCAGCAGACUCCCUUCAAAAGAUAGUGAUCCUAUCUGCGCUGUUUCUGUGGCAAGCCUUUGCAAAAAAUGGCAGCCUGGAGUGGAUGAUCACUCUCUUCUCACUCUCCACUCUCCCCAAUACUCUCGUGAUGGGGAUCCCUCUCUUGAAGGCCAUGUACGGGGAUUUUUCUGCGAGUCUGAUGGUUCAGAUUGUGGUGUUGCAGAGUGUGAUUUGGUAUACUCUCAUGCUGUUCAUGUUCGAAUAUAGAGGCGCUAAGCUCCUCAUCACUGAGCAGUUCCCUGAGACGGCAGGCUCCAUCACAUCUUUCCGAGUUGAAUCUGAUGUAAUGUCCCUGAACGGGCGCGAGCCUCUGGAGACGGACGCCGAGAUUGGUGAUGACGGGAAGCUCCAUGUGGUUGUGAGGCGAUCUUCUUCCUCUUCUGUCAUCUCUUCGGCUUACAAGAAGUCCCAUGGCCUGAAUUCCAUUUCCAUCACUCCGCGAGCCUCUAAUUUAACUGGUGUGGAGAUCUACUCCAUCCAGUCUUCUCGUGAGCCGACGCCCAGGGCCUCCAGCUUCAACCAGACUGACUUUUACGCCAUGUUUGCUAGCAAGACCGCAAGCCCCAGACAUGGAAGCAUCGGCGGUGUUGGCGCUGGGGGCGGGGCUGAUGUCUUUUCGCUGCAGUCCUCAAAAGGGCCUACUCCAAGGACUUCAAAUUUUGAAGAGGAGAUGUUGAAGGUUGGGAAGAAGAGAGGAGGGAGGAGUAUGAGCGGAGAGCUCUUUCAUGGCGGUUUGCUUUCUUCAUACCCUCCUCCAAAUCCUAUGUUUUCAGGGUCUACAAGUGGAGGUCCAAAGAAGAAAGAGAGCGGAGGAGGUGGUGCAAUGCCUAAUAAGGAGCUUCACAUGUUUGUUUGGAGCUCGAGCGCAUCUCCGGUCUCUGAAGGAAACCUAAGACAUGCAGUUAACCGAGCUGGAUCGGCUGAUUUCGGCGUCGUUGAUUCAUCUAAGGCGGUUCUCCAACAAGAGAUCGCGGCUUCAAGAGGAAUGCUUGAUUUCAAUGACACUGUAAGUCCUAGAGUGAACGGAGAUAGAGAAGCGGACAUGGAGGACGGAUCGAUCAGGACUCAGGCAGCCGGCACUCCAUACUCAGGGCAGAAGAAGGCGGACAUGCAAGCCAAAAAGCAGCAGAUGCCUCCAACAAGCGUCAUGACUAGGCUCAUAAUGAUCAUGGUAUGGAGGAAACUAAUCAGAAAUCCCAACACAUAUGCCAGUCUUAUAGGCUUAAUAUGGUCUCUGGUAUCAUUCAGGUGGAACAUCAAAAUGCCAACAAUUGUGAGUGGAUCGAUAUCGAUAUUAUCUGAUGCAGGUCUUGGAAUGGCUAUGUUCAGUCUAGGUUUGUUCAUGGCUUUACAACCAAAGAUGAUAGCUUGUGGGAAAACUGUGGCUACCUUUUCAAUGGCUGUCAGAUUCUUGACAGGCCCAGCUGUAAUUGCUGCCACCUCUAUUGCCAUCGGUAUGCGAGGAGUUCUUCUACAUGUCGCAAUUGUUCAGGCAGCUCUCCCCCAAGGGAUUGUCCCCUUUGUGUUUGCAAAGGAGUACAAUGUUCAUGCAGACAUACUUAGCACUGCGGUUAUUUUUGGGAUGCUGGUAGCCUUGCCAAUAACAAUAAUCUAUUAUGUGCUUCUUGGGCUCUAAAGCUGGAGAGUAUACAUAUAAAUUAUAUAUGUAUAAGUUGAAUACUUCCAAGUCAAGCUUUAGGUGGACGGAAGAUGAAAUGAUUUGAUAAAAAGGCCAUUGGAUUCAGUGCACAACACUUACAAAUUCUAUGCUUCUCUCCCCAUGUGACCAUUGGAGUUUUUUGCUUUCUUGCAUUGGUAGAUAGCUAGGUAGAAAUUGACAGACAAAGCAAGGGAAAAAGGCAGAGUUAUUGUUUCAUUUUGUGCCUCCAUUAUUAUUAUUCUAUUAUCAAUGUUUUUUUUCUUUUUUUGUUUUCU